Balaenoptera ricei (Rice's whale) is the source of this 3301-nucleotide messenger RNA. It is a transcript of the gene LPIN2, whose product is annotated as lipin 2. The transcript is spliced from 21 exons. Gene Ontology annotation, molecular function: phosphatidate phosphatase activity; transcription coactivator activity. The record is from RefSeq and is a predicted model, not a curated record. Gene Ontology annotation, cellular component: nucleus; endoplasmic reticulum membrane; cytosol. Lineage: Eukaryota; Metazoa; Chordata; Mammalia; Artiodactyla; Balaenopteridae. Gene Ontology annotation, biological process: cellular response to insulin stimulus; fatty acid catabolic process; triglyceride biosynthetic process. Bases 109 to 2898 code for a protein of 929 amino acids.
CGCGCUCAGCCCGGCCGGUCCUCGUCGUCGCCGUUCGGCCGCCGCUUGCCCUCGGCUGUCUGCGGGCGCCGGCGCGGGGCGGGAGCAGAGUCGCUGCAGUCUCAGACCAUGAAUUACGUGGGGCAGCUGGCCGGGCAGGUGAUUGUCACUGUGAAGGAGCUCUACAAGGGCAUUAACCAGGCCACGCUGUCCGGCUGCAUCGACGUCGUGGUGGUGCGGCAGCAGGACGGCUCCUACCAGUGCUCGCCCUUCCACGUGCGCUUCGGGAAGCUGGGCGUCCUGCGCUCCAAAGAGAAAGUGAUUGACAUAGAAAUCAAUGGCGAUGCAGUGGAUCUUCACAUGAAAUUGGGUGACAAUGGGGAGGCUUUCUUUGUGGAGGAGACCGAAGAGGAAUAUGAAGGACUUCCUGCCUACCUCGCCACCUCACCAAUCCCUACUGAACAUCAGUUCUUUACAGAUAUUGACCCCCCUUUGGUGAAACCAGGUGGAAGUGAAAGACCAUCUCAGAGUUCAGAUGUCUCCCACAUUCUGGAAACAGAGACAGUUUUCACCCCCAGUUCUGUGAAAAAGAAAAAGCGAAGGAGGAAGAAAUGCAAGCAGGACAGUAAGAAGGAGGAGCAGGCGGCUUCCCCUGCAGAAGCCGCCGCGGGCGCGGAGCUGAGCUCGGACGACGACAAGGCGGCCCAGGCAGCACGAGGAUCUUCAAAUGCUUCCUUAAAGGAAGAAGAAUAUAAGGAGCCUCUGCUUUUCCAUUCUGGAGACCACUACCCCUUAUCUGAUGGAGAUUGGUCCCCCUUAGACAACCCCUACUCCCCGGCGGCGUGUCCUAAGAGCGACUCAGAGCUGGAGGUGAAACCCGCCGGGAGCCUGCUCAGAUCCGAGUCCCACAUGGAGUGGACGUGGGGAGGGUUCCCAGAGUCCACCAAGGUCAGCAAAAGAGAGAGAUCUAGGACAGCUAUGAUUACUCCAUCAGAAAAUACCCAUUUUCGGGUAAUUCCCAGCGAGGACAACCUCCUAAGUGAAGUUGAGAAGGAUGCUUCUGUGGGGGAGACGGUCUGUACCAUCGUGAAGCCCAAGCCCCGGGCCCCAGGGAAGCAGAGGAGUGGAGCAGCCUUGGCAUCAGGGCCUCGGGAGCCCCCCGAGGGGUCAGACGCCCACCACCCUCCUCCCCCGUCCUUCGCCGAGGCACCCUCAGAAGCUAAACCAGCCGCUAAAGUCGACUCACCCUCAAAGAAAAGAGGGCCCAGGAUUAUUCACGUGAGAGCAGGUGAAAGAAUGCGUGACUCAGCGCGUGUUUAUUGGGCGGCUGUCAGGAGUGCGACCCUGACGCCCUCUUCCAUUCGCAUGGAUGCUGAGAACCCACACAGGGAAAGAGGUGUCCACAAGAGAAGCCAACACCAGGGACCUGAUGAUAUUUACCUGGAUGACCUAAAGGCACUAGAACCUGAGGUUGCAGCUCUCUAUUUCCCCAAAAGCGAGUCGGAGCCCGGCUCCAGGCAGUGGCCCGAGGCCGACACGCUCUCUGGCUCCCAGUCCCCACAGUCUGUGGGCAGCGCGGCUGCCGACAGCGGCACCGAGUGCCUCUCGGACUCUGCCAUGGACCUGCCCGACGUCACCCUGUCCCUCUGCGGCGGCCUCAGUGAGAACGGAGAGAUUUCUAAAGAGAAAUUUAUGGAGCAUAUCAUUACUUACCAUGAAUUUGCAGAAAACCCUGGACUUAUAGACAAUCCCAACCUUGUAAUACGGAUAUAUAACCGGUACUACAACUGGGCGCUGGCGGCUCCCAUGAUCCUCAGCCUGCAGGUCUUCCAGAAGAGCUUACCUAAGGCCACAGUUGAGUCCUGGGUCAAAGAUAAGAUGCCAAAGAAAUCUGGUCGCUGGUGGUUUUGGCGUAAGAGAGAGAGCAUAACCAAACAGCUGCCAGAGACCAAGGAAGGGAAAUCGGAGGAGCCGCCACCCAUAGACCGGCCGUCGAGCGCGAAGGAGCCGGCCAGUGGCAGGCCGGCUGAGGAAGACUCAUCGAGUGACGAGGGGUCCCAGGAGCUGGAAGAAUCCAUCCAAGUGGACCCCAUCCCUACGGAGCCGCCGAGCCACAGCAGCACCACCUCCUAUAAGAAGUCUCUUCGUCUGUCCUCAGACCAGAUCGCAAAACUGAAGCUCCAAGACGGCCCAAAUGACGUCGUGUUUAGCAUUACAACCCAGUAUCAAGGCACCUGCCGCUGUGCGGGGACCAUUUACCUGUGGGACUGGAACGACAAGGUCAUCAUUUCUGACAUCGACGGGACGAUAACCAAGUCUGAUGCUUUAGGACAGAUCCUUCCACAGCUGGGUAAAGACUGGACUCAUCAGGGUAUCGCAAAGCUCUACCAUUCCAUCAACGAGAAUGGCUACAAGUUCCUAUACUGCUCCGCCCGCGCCAUCGGCAUGGCCGACAUGACCCGCGGCUACCUGCACUGGGUCAACGACAAGGGCACGAUCCUGCCCCGCGGCCCCCUGAUGCUGUCCCCCAGCAGCCUGUUCUCCGCCUUCCACAGGGAAGUAAUAGAAAAGAAACCAGAGAAGUUCAAAAUUGAGUGUCUAAAUGAUAUCAAGAAUCUCUUUGCCCCGUCUAAGCAGCCCUUCUAUGCGGCCUUUGGAAACCGUCCAAAUGAUGUCUACGCUUACACACAAGUUGGAGUUCCAGACUGCAGGAUCUUCACCGUGAACCCCAAGGGUGAGCUGAUACAAGAAAGGACCAAAGGAAACAAGUCAUCGUAUCACAGACUGAGCGAGCUCGUGGAACACGUGUUCCCACUUCUCAACAAGGAACAGAACUCUGCCUUUCCCUGCCCGGAGUUCAGCUCCUUCUGCUACUGGCGAGACCCGAUCCCUGAGGUGGACCUGGACGACCUGGCCUGAGGCCGCACCUCCAGCAGGAGGCCCUCCGUCGCUCACCUCGCAGCAAGGGAAGGUGACCAGCCCUUCUGCUGGACAGAGGACAUGGGGUCCCCUCCCGGCCGCAGGUGUGGGACAAGACGUGCCGACAGUCGGGCACCAGCAGGGACGGGAAAGCUGCUGGGGCUGGACCGCCUUCCCCCUUCCCCCUCCCGGGCCCUGAGGGGCUGCUGUGGGGUGCCGCGGCCAGAGCCGCGAGGGGAGCUUGGCCCUGAGGACGGAGGCCUGGGCUCCUGUCACUGGCCAGUCCUCCCACGCGCUCUGUGUUGUGUGCUGGGUGCUCCUUUAAUUGCAUAAUUUAAAAAGAAGAAAAAAGAAGCUAAGAGUGGACCAAAACGUUGCACAAAGUAAAGUAUUCUAAUUUCCA